UUUAAUGAUUAGACAACAAGUCUGUUUGGGUGUGCUAAUCGUUGUGAAAUUGUAAAAGUUUUUUUUACCUGUGUUGUUUUUUUUGUCUCUCUGUAUCCCAACCAAUCCAUGGAUGUGAUCUAUUCCAGAUCGAUUAAAAUCCUUGAAUGGGUGAAACAGGUGAUCUACUCACGGGCAUGGCAAAAACGUAACUGUGUUAAGGGGCGGAAACUGUUACAGAAUAGCAUAGAUUUUAAAAUAUAGCAUACUGAAUUAUUACAGCCUAACCAACACCCAUCAUAUGAAUGAGCACUGGGUGAAGCAAGGAUCAGCACCAGAGCUCAGGGGGACAGCGCCAGUACAAACCCAAUUGGGUUGUCCUUUUCAUAAGGCUGACUUAACGUCUUUCUUCCACUAGAUGGCAGUGGCUAAACAAGUCAUUUUGGGCUUUCGCAGAAGGUUACGUUACCACAAGCAGAUUUUAUAUGCAUAGAAAUUAGCUGAGUUGUGGCUUUUGCUCGGGUUUCCAGUAGUUGACUACUCUAAGCUCCCGCCGUCUGGAAUCAGGUCACACCGGCGCGUUACGUAGAAGGUCCCCAGAUUUAAUUUAACUGUGGCCCCAGAACAUGGAGAGGCUGAUUAAGUUCAUUUAAUCGAUUUGCACGGGAUUGAGUGACGUGAGUUAACCAGUAAAUGUCACAGAAAGCGAGCGACAGGGAGGGGAGAGCAUCUGUGGGAAUCGCGCAAAAGAUUUUCCCUGCGAGGUUGUGAUCUACAGGAGUGGACGAGGGAUAUCGGCUUUGACCAGAUGACAAUACUGUCAAGAAGCAUGGAGGUGUCCUCGGUUGUUUUGUGCCUUCAGAUUCUUCUCUGCCCGACAUGGGCCCUGUCCUCCUUUGACCACAUAUACGACAUGUUCUCAGCUCAAGCCCUCAGGUCCUUGGAUGAGCCAAUGAGGGUUGACCCGUGCUGUCUCUUGGUCCCUCCCCCACUUCUCCCCCCUCCUCCCAUGCUGUGGAAGCGAGGGACCACUGUUGACCACCCACUGAUAGAUAGAGAUGGGGGAGAGGAGGAAGAUGGAAGGCAGAACCACCUGCCUGUAAUCUCUGUCUGUGAACGGGGACCCCCAGGACCUCCGGGACCCCAAGGCCCUGAGGGUUCCAGUGGAAUAGCAGGACUACAGGGACCCAAAGGUGAUAAGGGAGAGAUCGGACGGCCGGGGUCAAAGGGUCGUACCGGACCUCCUGGGUUACCAGGUAGACUGGGUCCACCCGGGUGGCCUGGCCCAGAGGGACCCAAAGGAGACAAAGGUGACUUGGGCCUGAUGGGACUCCCUGGGUUACGAGGACCUCCUGGGACCAAGGGUCUUCCUGGUUACAAAGGAGAGAAGGGCUCUCAUGGUGAUUUGGGCAUAGUAGGUCCAAAGGGAGACAAAGGUUCUAUCGGUCUGCCGGGGAUGCUGGGGCAGAAGGGUGAGAUGGGGUCAAAGGGUGACCCGGGCGUUCCAGGAAGACGAGGUCCCACUGGCCGACCUGGGAAGAGAGGAAAACAGGGUAUGAAGGGCCAGAGUGGCAUCUCAGGUCCAAUGGGCCCCCCCGGUCCUCCCGGUCCAGCUGGACACCCUGGACCACCUGGCCUACCUGCCUCAGGUCUGUAUGUUGUUGGGGAGAAAGGCGACAAGGGUGAAGUGGGACCUCCAGGUCACUGUGACUGCAGCCUCUACGGUGGCCACGCCCCUGUGGGAGGGUCCAACCAUGCCCCUGUGGGAGGGGCCAGCAAAGCCCUCUACGGCAGCUACACACAGCGUGGCAACUACCACAAAGUCCCGGCAAUCUUCAUAGUGGACGAUGAGGAGGGUUUGGAUCGUCUCCACACAGACAACGCCAUCGCUUUCCAGAAGGACCAGAGAACACUAUAUUUCAAAGACAAAGACGGCUGGCAACCCAUACAGCCGUUCCUGGCAUUCCAGUCCACUGAGAAAGUUCUGGAGGUGGGUGUGUGUGGGGACGGACUAGUGCAGGCAUCGAAUGAAGAAGAGUGUGACGAUGGCAACAAGGUCGUCACGGACGCCUGUCUUAAUUGUAAGUGGGCGUAUUGUGGAGAUGGUUACCGUCAUGAGGGCAUGGAGGAGUGCGAUGGGAAAGACUUUGGCUACCAGACCUGUAAUUCCUAUCUCCCAGGGUCUUUUGGCUAUCUCAGGUGUACCGAUUCCUGUUCCAUCGACUCUACUGGCUGCAAAUACUUCACCUAAACCAAUGAGAAGAUGGCACCACAGUGUCAGCAAUUUAGAUUGCCCCCCCUGCCCCCCCCCCCCCCCGUACCGGGUCUCUUUAUUGGUGGUUUAAACUUCAGCUGUGUGCUGACUUGUCCUCAGUAAGGUGACACACAGAAGGAAAUCAUAACAGCUUGAACGUCUGAAGCACUUUUCAAGGCACGAUAUGUUGUAUGCAUGGGACUGGACCUCCAAUGUGACUACACUGUUGAAUCCAAAUACUGAGACCUCCUCAGACCUCCUGUUAGAGGGAGCUCCGUAGCCACGGAAGACUCCUCUGUCCUGUCUGAAUGAGCUUGGACACGUGGCGCAUGGUUGUCAGGACCAUUUUGGUGGUGCCCCAAUGUUACCACACAUGCAUAAUGGGAGGCCCAUUGGCUUUAGCACUGUUAAAGACCAUUAGAAGACGCUGGUGCCAUUUGAACAAUAUAUGUAAACGUUCCUGUAUGACUGUAAUCUACAUAAGCUAUAGUAUGGCAGAGAAAGGUACGGCUUGAUGUUUUUUAUCUCAAUCUCAAUACAGAUAUCCCCCAUGAAAAUGUGCUACUGUAUAAUACUGUGGAACUUACUACAAAUUGAGAUGUUCUGUAUUCUGCUGUAGUACCCUAUUUAGUACUCUUUAAUUGCUGCACACUGUACUGAUAUUCCAGUGUGAAUUUGCAUAAUUAUGCCCCAUCCGUUCCAUAUCCCGCUUGUGCCACUUAUGAGAGUAAAACCCUCACAUCUGGACCCUGUGUUGUGUUCCACAAACGUCGCAGGGAACACCAGCAUGUGAUCACAGUCCUACCUCCAUACAAGAUGUGGAAAAUGUGUGAUUUUAGCAAUUUCUGCAAAAGUGCUACAGCAAAUAUUAGAGUGUAGUAGAAUAAUACUAUGGUAUUAUGUUUUCAUGGGAUUUUACUAAGUCCAGCACACUGUAACCUUUGAUGACUUGUUUAUGUAGAGCCAAACGUGACUGGUGACUGUUCAGUUAGUUACUCUUGUGAUAGUAAGCCAAGAGUUGACACUGUAUUAAUUCAAAUUAGGUGUUUGUAAAUAUCUCCACUUGAUUAGUUUAAUUUAUUAAGAACAAAUGGUCUCUUGAAAUAGGAAACGUUUUGUAGAUAAAAUUGUUUAUGAUGCAGCUGCAUGUUGAUGCUCGUGUCUAAGAUCUACAGCAGACGAGCACAGUGUGGAAUAUAUUGGCAAUAAUAUCUAGUGUAUAUAUUGUGUGAAUUAAACGGUGUAUAUGGGCUAUUUUAUAAAAGAAACUGAUAUCAAAUUGUAGCCAUUAAUUCCCGGAGAGGUGAAUAUGAAUUUCACAUAUUAGUGAACUAUCUGACAUGAAUGUGGCCAGCAUGAUAGAAAUUCAAUAACGUAUAAUUAAAGGUAUUUAAUCUCAAUAAAGUUGUAUUCAGCUUGUGGCAAAUUA
Molecule: messenger RNA, 3662 nt
Organism: Esox lucius (northern pike)
Lineage: Eukaryota; Metazoa; Chordata; Actinopteri; Esociformes; Esocidae
Product: acetylcholinesterase collagenic tail peptide
Exons: 18
Coding region: 788-2230 (480 amino acids)
Source: RefSeq, a predicted model, not a curated record